AUGGGGCUGUUCAAGGGCCUGGGCUUGCUGCUCGUGCUCGUCCUGCUUGGGAGUCGCGCUACGGCGAAGUCGGUGUCGUCAGCGGAGGGAGACUGGUCUCUGGUGACCAGCCUCCUUGUUGGCCAGGUCCCCCCGGCGCUCAAGGAAGCCGUGGCGCAGUUUGACAACAACAUCCUCGUUCAAAGCCUGGGCCCAAAUGCUUUUCUGCUGACCGAUGCGCAAUACCACAAGCGUGUCGUCUUCAACGAAUCUGGCUCCACCCCGCUCGUCGCCCCGUCCAUCGAGUUUCCCGCCUCGGCCUCGGCAUGCCUCUUGCCCGAUGGCUUCGGUUUUGUGUACAACCAUGCCGAGCUUGCCUUUGUGGCCCCUGAUGGCACGACUCGAGCCAAAAAGGCCCUCUCUCCUUCGUUGCUGGCCAACGCCACCUUGGCGUGUGACCCUACUCAAGCCAAGCCCACUGUCAUCGUUGGAGUCGUGAACAGCUCGAGCAACUCACGAAAGCCAGCCGUUCCGUUGAUCUUCCGCUGCUUCUACAAUGCGUCCACACCUCAGCUCGAUUGCCGCACCUCCUCAUACCCACGCCGCAACACGGGCUUUGUUUGGACCCUCGACGGAAUCCUUACGGCAGCUGCUUUUUCGACACCCUUUUCCGAAUCCAGCUUCUUGCUCUCCAACCAGCUUCUCUAUCCCAACCAGCCCCCGCCACCAGGCCACUCGGUUGACGUCGGCCCGACGGCAACGUGCAAGGAGCUGCAGUACAGCUCUGCCGUCUUUCCCCUCAAUUCCCAAUAUGCCGCUCUUAUUACGGCCACCCUUGAGUUGUACAUUGUGCAAAUGGGCCCUCGUCCAAUUUUUUCCAAUUGUCGCGUUCUCGUGCACCGGCAGCUUCCCGAUGACAUUGCCGAGCUCUCCCACGCAAGCAUCUACCCCCUUGAUCCUUCCGGGACGCUGGCCAUGUUGGUGCUCCAGCCCAUCGACUCCGAUUGCGUUCACCUCUAUGCUUUGGGGUUUGAUCCAUCAAUUGGGGAUCAGGGCAUCUUCAACUUGAGCACAGGCCAUCCCCUCCCCGGUGUUCAGCUGGCUACGCACGUCUUUGUACCCCACCAAAAGCAAUUGCUGGUCAUGGGUCGUGUGUUGCAGCCACAGAAUGUACUCCUCGGUCACACGGUGCCGGCCGAACGACAGAACCGCCGUGACAUCAAUGCCAACACUGAGGGCAAAUUGACGCCAUCGAAGUUUUCGAUAAACCUUCAGGCUUAUACAGCGUCGGCCCACUCAAUCCCCAACGGCCAAUCGAAGCGCAAACACAUGCCGUCAUGGCUGUGCUGGGGUCUGAGUAUUGGUGUGAUGAUCGUGCUCGUAGCGGUUGUCGGGCAGCGGGCCAAGCGUAAGCAUGCAGAAGCACAAGGAGACGGCAACAGCAAGGCUUCUAAAAGGCUUCCAGCUAUGCCUGAUUUUAUGAUUUCAAUGGUCUUUGGCACGCUGACGAAUCAUUUCACGAGGAUCAGCGAGUCAGACUGUGUUGACUGGUCAUCUUCCGAUUUGUGGAUGUUGCUCCUUCGCAUCGAUGAUAAGAGGAAGAGCGACGAGAAGAGAACAUGGGCACGUCGCCUGCUUGAGUUGCUCAAGCACCACUUGGAGGCUCAAGCGCCUCUACAAGGGCCUCUCCCGGCCCGGCUUGCCACAUUGCUUUCUUACCUGACGGUUGACGAAGCAAAAGCCUUGGCUUUCACCUUCCUGUGCCACUCCAAAAAAAAAGAUUACGAGCUGGUCAAAGACGUUACAAGGGCCUUGCUGCAGCAAUUCGUUAAAAUCCCUGAUGAUCGCUCUGUCAGCGACUUUUUGUUGUCAAACAACGAUGGCGAAGAAGAGUCUUGCCUUUGGAUUCGUCUUUUACAACAUGGCUUCGAUGAUCUGGCACACGAUGUCUUGGAAUUGCUAGACUCUAACAAACAGAAGCAACAGGUUGAAGAGCUCUUGAGUGUCGACUCAAGAGUUUCUGGGGUCCAGAAAAUCGCGUCGUCUCCAGAGGAGUUUCCUCUUUGCUUUCGCUUCAUCGUCAGAUAUGGUUCCCGAAUCAACACACAUCGCGCCAAGCUGUCAGCGAUCGAUGACAACUGGUGCGAGCACUGGACGAAGCCCUUGAUGACCGACGGCAACCGACCGUAUAUUAUGAAUCUCUGCAUAGAAUUGGUUAAAGACCGAGAUGUGUAUCCCUUCGUGUUUAUGGCAAUGUGCAUUGUGGUCUUUUGUGACAAGAGGCACGGCACGAAGUCUGGACCCUACUGUUCCGCGUGCCUAAAAACCUUCAAAGACUACCCGGAUCUGUUCAAAGUGAACCUUACAACGGCUCGCAAACGUUACCAAAAGCGAGGCCAAAGAAAAACUGGAGGCCAAGCAAGCAACUCGACGCAGGCCACGCCGAGCAGUCCGAUGACGUCGUCACCCGUACCUUCCACUGCUUUGUGAUUCGAAUUGCAUUUUGUUUUUUUC
Molecule: messenger RNA, 2493 nt
Organism: Monosiga brevicollis MX1
Lineage: Eukaryota; Choanoflagellata; Craspedida; Salpingoecidae
Exons: 4
Coding region: 1-2469 (822 amino acids)
Source: RefSeq, a predicted model, not a curated record